CUGCACUGCGAGAGUGAGUCUUUCAAGAUGGACCUCAUCCUGGAUGUGAACAUCCAGAUCUACCCAGUGGACCUCGGGGACAAGUUCCGGCUGGUUAUCGCCAGCACCCUGUAUGAAGACGGCACCCUGGAUGAUGGCGAGUAUAACCCCACGGACGACCGGCCCUCCAGGGCAGACCAGUUUGAGUACGUGAUGUACGGCAAGGUGUACCGGAUUGAGGGGGAUGAGACCUCCACUGAAGCAGCCACACGCCUCUCUGCCUACGUGUCCUAUGGGGGGCUGCUCAUGCGGCUGCAGGGAGAUGCCAACAACCUGCACGGGUUUGAAGUGGAUUCUCGGGUUUACUUGCUGAUGAAGAAGCUGGCCUUCUAG
Messenger RNA from Chaetura pelagica (chimney swift), 372 nucleotides. RefSeq names its product polymerase (RNA) II (DNA directed) polypeptide H (gene POLR2H). Gene Ontology annotation, biological process: DNA-templated transcription. The transcript is spliced from 4 exons. Lineage: Eukaryota; Metazoa; Chordata; Aves; Apodiformes; Apodidae. Gene Ontology annotation, cellular component: RNA polymerase I complex; RNA polymerase II, core complex; RNA polymerase III complex. Bases 28 to 372 code for a protein of 114 amino acids. The record is from RefSeq and is a predicted model, not a curated record. Gene Ontology annotation, molecular function: DNA-directed RNA polymerase activity.